Messenger RNA from Poecilia reticulata (guppy), 1577 nucleotides. RefSeq lists its product as uncharacterized. Lineage: Eukaryota; Metazoa; Chordata; Actinopteri; Cyprinodontiformes; Poeciliidae. The record is from RefSeq and is a predicted model, not a curated record. Gene Ontology annotation, molecular function: zinc ion binding.
ACAUUUGCAUCAUUUACAGAAAAGGGAAACUAAAAGUGGCCAACAUUCGUGCCACUGCUAAACACCAGUCAGUUCGUAUUCAGAGACAGAGGAUCUCAGCUUCACCUCAUGAGAAGAUAUGGCCACAUCCAGUGACUUCCUGUCUGAGGACCAGUUCCAGUGCUCCAUCUGUCUGGACAUUUUCACUGAUCCUGUAUCUACGCCGUGUGGACACACCUUCUGCAAGGCCUGUCUGACCAGACACUGGGCUGGCAAGCGGGAAUGCCAGUGUCCUCUGUGCAACAACAAGUUCGACAAAGACCUCAAACUGUCUGUCAACACCACAUUCAGGGAGGUUGUGGACAACUUCAAGAAACAUCAUCCAACAGCCGACGCUACUUCCUUGUUAAAACCCUGGGAGGUGUCAUGUGACGUUUGCCCGGCGAACAAGCUCAGAGCCUCAAGAACCUGCUUGGUGUGCUUAGCCUCUUUUUGUGAAACACAUUUAGAGCCUCACCUGAGAGUGGCUGCCCUACGAAGACACAAACUCUCAAAUCCUGUUACCGACCUGGAGGAGAAAAUAUGCAGGGAACACAACCGGAUUGUGGAGUUCUUCUGCUUGAAUGAUCAGAUGCGUCUCUGUGCCUUGUGCACAGAACAUAACGAUCAUGACACAGUCAGUUUGAAUGAGGCAUAUAUAGACCAAAGAUCUCACAUCUGGAGGAGGAAAGAGAAUAUUGGACAAACAAAAAACAGAAGGAAUGGAAAGGCACAAAGUAAAAAGAAAGGCAAAAGUGGGCGAGCAGAGAAUGUGAAGGCUAAUCGAACGACAGAUGGUCAUUGUUUACCAUACCGCAGAAAUAUCCCGAGCCACUUUAAUCCAUUUAACUCUCAAAAUAAAGAUUUCUCCAUGGUAAAAGAGAUGCAUGGGUUUGAAGUCAGUGGGAUGGCUGGGUGGGAUCUAGUAGCAAUUAGAGAGUCAGAUUUUGUAAGGAUGCAGUUUUUACCGAACUGGGAUUGUCAUUGCAUAUUGAAAUUUAAAAUUCAGAGGAACACUCAAAGACUGAUGUUGUUGAUAGAUUACAGCAAUGGACUGGUGCUCUUAUUUGAUCCAGACAAUAAAAUCUUGCUUCAUCAAUUUACCGGCUAUGAAAUCCAGGAAAGCGUCUUCCCGUUCUUCAUCCGCAGCCGAUCUGACUUUGUAACAUCAUUGCAAAGUUUAAGAAGAAGAGUUGAGAACAUUUCAAGUCAUUUAGAGAUUUCAGACUGGUGUCUUUGUUUUUUUAUUAUAACACUGGUAUCUAUUUGGAUUUUACAUUCCCUUCUAAUAGGGCCAGAUUAAAACAGAUGUUCUCUGUCAUCAGGUUAUUUACUUAAGCCACCAAUAAGAAACAAACCAUAUGUUAGAUUUACAUUCUUAACGUGGUUACCUUUUUAAUAUCUUUUGUUUUGGUUGAAUUUUUGACUGCUUUUAAAUUUCUAAUUUUUUGUACUUCUGAGAGCUGAUGUUUGAUAUUGAUUGCAUAAUCAAUGGAAAGUAAUAAUAAUCCAACUUUCCAACAUACACAGAUACAGUCAAUAAAUUCGAAUAUGUCUUC